Prorocentrum cordatum is the source of this 1357-nucleotide messenger RNA. NCBI's taxonomy places the organism in Eukaryota, Dinophyceae, Prorocentrales, Prorocentraceae. The record is from the annotation of a GenBank genome assembly.
GCUACGGCGCCUGAGGGAUGCGCCUGCGCCUGCGCCUGCGCCAACGCAGCUGGCGGGCGCUGGUGCCGCCGCGGGCGCCGGCACAUGGUCCGUGCCAGGCCUGGGCGACGCAGGCGGAGCGCCCUGCAGGGGCGUCGGAGGCGUCGGCGGGGGCGUUGGCGUGGACGCCAGCGCGGCGUCGGAGGCGCUGGCCAUGCUGCGGGCGGUGAACUUCCCCGCGCAGGUGCGCCGCAAGGUGGUGGCGACCGUCGGCGGGGCCAAGGAGGCAGCGGGCCCGCGCUCUAUGCCGCUGGGCCUCGUGCUGAGCUGGCGCCUCGGCAUGGGAAUCAGCAGGUUCACCGACGCCCAGGAGGCACUGACGCGGCUGCUGUGCCUCUCUGUUCGCACCGCGCGGCCCGAUUUCCCGUUCACCUCCCUGCAGGUGAACAAAAACCAUGCUUGCGCCCUCCACGUGGACAGCCGCAACAUGGGGCCGUCGCUGAUCCUGGGCCUGGGCGAGUACCUUGGCGGCGAUCUGUACGUGCACGGCAGCGGGCGAUUGGAUGUGCGGGCGCGAUGGUGCGAGUUUGACGGGAACGUCCCCCACCUGACAUGCCCCUUCUCCGGGGAGCGCUACUCCGUCGUCGCCUACGUGCACGAGUCCUUCCGGAAGGCCUCUCCGCCCGACGAGGCCCGACUGCGCGCGCUGGGAUUCCAGUGGCCGGCGCGGGCACCUGAGCCUACGGGCCGCCGGGCAAGGCGCGGGGGCGCGGCCGCCUCCUCGGCGCUGCUCCGUGAGGCCGCGGGCGCGUUGCCCUGGGAGCUGCAGGUCCUGGUCUGCCAGCGGACGCUCAGCCCGCGGCCGCUGGUGCCGCCCGCGAGGCGCGAGAGGCUCGACGGGCGCUUCGAGCAGCGCGUGGCGGAGCUGGAGCGGUGGGUGCGGUCGCACGGCGGGGCGCUGCCGACCUACGCCCUGGCGGUGCGUGCUGCCGGAGGCGAGGAGGCGCGCCUGGGCGAGUUCCUCAACCGCACGCAGAAGGCGGCCGCGAGCGGGAGGCUGGCGGGCGGCCGGCGGGAGCGCUUCGCGCGCCUGCCACAGCUGCGCGACAGGCUGCUGCAGUGGGAGGCCGCUGGCGGCGCGCGGCUGCCAGGGGCAGGGAGGGGCGCCGGGGGGAGGCUGCGACGACCGGUCCAGGGUCGAAGUGGCUCCUCUCUCUCUUCUCCUCCUCCAGGAGGCUGGGGCUGCGGACCUGUCUGUGCGGUGCUGAGGCCCUCGUUGACCCUCCUCCCGGCCAACGCUGGGGGUAGGGUCAGAAAGCAAUGGGCAAUGGGUAGAGGAAGCACGAGGAAUAUUCUUCUUGUUGAUGCGAAGACGACG